CCCUUUUUUUUUUUUUUUCUCGCAACUUCCUUCGUCCAGAUUUCUGCACUCCUUUCCCUACGAUGUCCUCUCUUAGAGUUGAUCGCAUGACAGAGGUCGUCCUUUGCGUCGAUUCACCCAUCCUCGCAAUGAAGUCUCCUGGCAACACUGCUAGUGUGCGAACUAGCAUCUUCGGAAACUUGCAAUGGACAGUAACCUUGACCCGACAAGGCAACACUCUUACCGUGAGCCUUCAAAAGUAUAACGGGUCAUCGAAUUAUUGCAGUUACUGUGGAGUUUCCCCUACGAAUUUGAGUCAGUUUAGCUCGUUGCAUAUUGUGCCUCAUAAGAACAAGGCAGCCUACACCUCAGUCGACAUCAAUGGUUCUUCCCUGCAAAGCGGAAGUGCUGUCCAAGCGCUAGGAAAUAUCGAUGUCGACAAUGCCCUCCACAAUGGCAUGUACUCCUUCGACCUGGUCUUCUCUACCAGCGCAGAGCUGAGUAGGAAACAGGAGCCACCUUCAGAGCCAGUGGUUGAGAACGUCGACACCAUGAAGGUCCUCCUCAAGGACAUGCAUUCGGUCGACACCUGUUUCAUUUUUGACUCUGACAAGGACAAGACGCAUCUGAACACCGGUCUCUGGGCCCACCGCGCCAUCAUCUCCCGCUACAAGAAGUUUGCAGAGCGCAUCGAGGCCGAUGCCAAAGACGAGGCCAAGGACAGAGACGCAGGCGAUCUCGAGAGCACAUCCAGCGAGAGAUCCUGGACGCCAUUAUCCGUCGAUUUCCGCAGCGACAUUGGCAGCUCGGCAAUCCUGACCGUCCCUGUCGACAAGUUCUCACUGGCCACCUUCUGUGUGAUGCUGCGAUACAUCUACACUGGUGAGAUCGAACGCUCAGCCGACGCAAGCAUGCAUGCCAUCUGCACCUCUGAGAGCCAGCUCGUGUCCCAGACUCUGCGCGGGGCCAAGAUGCAGCAAGAGUCGAUCCGCUGGAACCCGCUGGCCUCGGAGUCACCUUGGAAGUUCAAGGAUGUGACGUGGGAGGAACUCUUGGUUGCGACUGACUAUUACGGAAUGACGGAUCUGCGAACGCGCUGCGAGCAGGCGGUGACGGAUGGGAUCAACCAGAACAAUGCCUUGCAGAUGCUCUUCACGAUCGGGUGUUCGUUCGAGAAGGUCAAGGAGUCUGCGCUGGACUACCUGGUUAAGAACAUGGCGACGCUGGUGGUGGAUGGCAGCGAUCCUUUCGAACCGUAUGAGAGGCACCCGAAAUGUCACAGCUUCAUGCUUGAGCUGAUGCGUCGCAAGGCCAAGAGAGCUUGAACAAACGCUCUCUCGCCCACGUUCUCCAUGAAUUUUAUCUUCUCAUAACUCUUUUAUAUUUCUGCUUUCCAACCAACUUCCAAUUUGAAUAAACUUGGUGCUUCAGAACAGAACAAUUGCAGGAUGUGG
Gamsiella multidivaricata is the source of this 1433-nucleotide messenger RNA. RefSeq lists its product as uncharacterized. Lineage: Eukaryota; Fungi; Mortierellomycota; Mortierellomycetes; Mortierellales; Mortierellaceae. Gene Ontology annotation, biological process: proteasome-mediated ubiquitin-dependent protein catabolic process; regulation of proteolysis. Gene Ontology annotation, molecular function: ubiquitin protein ligase binding. The record is from RefSeq and is a predicted model, not a curated record. The coding region runs from base 63 to 1304 and encodes 413 amino acids. The transcript has 2 exons. Gene Ontology annotation, cellular component: nucleus; cytoplasm.